Messenger RNA from Truncatella angustata, 981 nucleotides. RefSeq names its product NAD(P)H-dependent D-xylose reductase. The transcript has 2 exons. The record is from RefSeq and is a predicted model, not a curated record. The coding region runs from base 1 to 981 and encodes 326 amino acids. Gene Ontology annotation, cellular component: cytosol. NCBI's taxonomy places the organism in Eukaryota, Fungi, Ascomycota, Sordariomycetes, Amphisphaeriales, Sporocadaceae. Gene Ontology annotation, molecular function: aldose reductase (NADPH) activity.
AUGGUUCCCUCAAUCAAGCUCUCCUCCGGCCAUGAAAUGCCGCUUGUCGGCUUCGGCAUCUGGAAGGUUCCCAACGAGAGCUGCGCCGACACGGUUUACAACGCCAUCAAGCUAGGAUACCGUCACUUCGAUGGUGCUUGGGACUACACUAACAGCGCCGAGGCCGGUAAGGGUGUCCGCCGUGCCAUUGACGAGGGAUUGGUCAAGCGUGAAGAUCUCUUCAUCACCAGCAAGCUCUGGAACAACUACCACAAGCGCGAGCAUGCCCACCAGCAGGCCAAGCUCGAGCUCGAGGCUUGGGGCCUUGAGUACCUCGAUCUUUUCCUGAUCCACUUCCCCAUCGCGCUCGAGUUCAUUCCCUUUGAGGAGAUCCGAUACCCGUGCUUCUGGUCCGACAAGGAGCAGACCAAGCCCACUAAGUUGGCCAAGGUCCCCAUCUCUGAGACCUGGUCUGCUCUGGAGGAGCUCGUCAAGACCCCGGAGAACCCUAAGGGUAUCUUCAAGUCCAUCGGCAUCUCCAACUUCCACACCCAGUUGAUCUACGAUCUUCUCUCGUAUGCCAAGAUCCCCCCGGCCGUCCUUCAGAUCGAGCACCACCCCUAUCUCACUCAGCCCGAGCUCAUCCACAUGGCUCAGGAGAACAACAUUGCCGUCACUGGCUACUCUACCUUUGGCCCUGCUUCGUUCAUCGAGUUGAACAACGCUCAGGCCAAGGAGAUCAAGCCCUUGUUCGAGACCGACCCCGUCAAGGCUGCCGCCGAGAAGCACAAUGUCAGCCCAGGUCAGGUUCUCCUCAGAUGGUGCACACAGCGAAACAUUAUUGUCAUCCCCAAGUCCAACAGCGUAGACAGACUCAAGCAGAACCUCGAAUCUACCACCUUCGAUCUUACAGAGGAGGAAAUCAAGGCCAUUGCCGCACUCGAUAUUGGCCUCCGAUUCAACUCCCCCGCCUCUCUGGGUAGCGCUCGUAUCUUCACAUAA